Molecule: messenger RNA, 2713 nt
Organism: Juglans regia (Persian walnut)
Lineage: Eukaryota; Viridiplantae; Streptophyta; Magnoliopsida; Fagales; Juglandaceae
Product: telomere repeat-binding protein 2-like
Exons: 11
Coding region: 391-2391 (666 amino acids)
Source: RefSeq, a predicted model, not a curated record
AUGUGUGGAGAGACUUCCACGUGGCGGACAUAGAACUCAUACGGAGAGGAGUGGAUCACCCAUAACGGAGGAACUGGUCCAAGUGUAGCCGGUAAAACGUACACCAAGCCAAGUUACCGGUUAGGGCCAGUUACAGUUACGAGGAUCAAACUUCAGAGUUUAAAAUGCCUCGGGGGUUUAAGCUUUGAGAGGUUGGGUGGUUCUCUGGGGUUUUUUUAUUUUAAUGAUCAGACAGAACCCAGUUUGAUAGAGACUAAGGUAUAUAUGUCCUUGGCUCAGGUGGGCAUAAAUUGUCCUCGAUGAUGGGGUGAAGUGGGGUUGCUCGAAUACUUAUUUAAAUAGUCUUAUUCCGGCUGUCUGCAAAUUCAGAAUGCUCUUUAUUUUUACCUAAUGAGGAGUUUGGAGUACAAUUUCACUGGCUACCAGGUUCCUGUUAUUCCUCGAGCUUCAAGAUCAGCAAGGGGUAGGGGACCAAUCAGAAAGAAGUGUGGGGGCAAUCAGAUACGAGCGUUUGAAAUUUUAGCUAGUGUAGCGGGCACUUUAUUGCAAGAGAGUGAAAGCUCUGUUCCGACCAAUGCUGCUUGUGUAAAGGAUUCACACCACAUUCUGUAUUCCAACAUUAAGAGAGAGAGGGGGGAUGAAGGAGAAUCUUUAAAGAAAGACCCUUGUCGUCAUGGAAAUUGCAGUGAUAAAUCCUUUGCCCAUUCUCCAGGUUUGCAAGAACACCAUAAAAGCUACAGAGUGAAUGGGUUUUCCCAUGCUCGGGACAAUCAUAUGCUUGAGAUUGAUUCUACAUCAAAUACUUAUGGCCAGUCAGAGAUGAUAUUCUUUGCUGAGAAAUGGGCUACUGUGAGUAGCACAAGUAACUGUGGAUGUUCCUCAAGCAGUAUACUCGGUAAUUCCCCUUGCUUUGGGGAGCAUUUUGAAGACAAAGUAGGAUGCGUGUUUGAGGGGAAGUUAGGAGCUGAAUCAUAUGAAAGUAAAGGUAAAAAAGAUGGAAUUCCAUGUGUUAUUGGCAGUUCCAAGGAUCUGAUCAAACUGGACAUGGAACCUCAUGCCCGGGUUGGUUCAGAAAGUGAUGCAAAGGCAUCUUUGUUGAGGGACUGCAUAAGUCAUGGUCCUUUUCCAAAGCAUUGUGAUAAUUUGAAAGUAGUUAGUAGAGAUGAUGAUGAAAACUCUGUUGAGUGUACUCAACCCAGCACCAUAUCAAAGUUCUCUAGGCCACCACCAGAUAUUGAAGAGAGGAGAAUAAAGAAACUUUCUGCUGCUAGACAGUGGAGACAAUCUCAAAAUCUGAAGGGUGGAAAAAUGAAGCCAAUGUAUUGCAAUGGGACAUACUAUCAUAUAGAUGAAAGAUCUCAGAAUGUCUAUCCUUUCAAGAAGAGGAAGUUCUAUAGUCAAAGCCCACUAUGCCCAUCUGAUGGCGGAUUCCACCAUGAAGACAUAAGCAGUUUUCCCAAAAAGAGAAAUUGUGACAACCGUUCUGCAGCAGUUGGAGCAUCAUCCUCAGUAACAGGUCAAGUACAUCCUGAGUCCAAGGGUUGUAAUGUGAAGCUCAGCAUUAAGUCUUUCAAGGUCCCAGAGCUCUUUAUAGAGAUUCCUGCAACUGCAACUGUUGGUUCAUUGAAGAGGACAGUUAUGGAGGCAAUGACUACUGUACUUGGAAAUGGACUGCAUGUUGGAAUCCUGCUUCAGGGAAAGAUGGUCAGAGACGACAACAAAACCCUACUGCAGACUGGGAUCUCUCAAGAUCAGAAGCGUCAGAACUUGGGCUUUAUAUUGGAGCCCAGACACACCCAAAUCACACCACCUGCGUGUACUGAAGAUCCUUCUUUGUUAUCUGGUGGCACGUCUCAUGGGAUUUCCAGAUCUGGAACAUCUUAUGUCUCCCCAGAUCCUCUGUUGAAUUUGAGCAGUUGUGUUGAAAGCAACCUCAACAUAGUUCCCUCCCUUGCUGAUAUUUUAACUGGCAAUGACUUGCCAGAGACCCAGGCCUUAGUUGCAGUUCCAUCAAGCAGCACAGAGGCAUUGGCUGUGGUUCCCUUUCAUUGGAAAUCACAUUCUGAAUAUGUACAGCGCCGAAUCAGGAGACCUUUCUCUGUUUCAGAAGUAGAAGCAUUGGUUCAGGCAGUUGAGAAACUUGGAACUGGAAGGUGGCGUGAUGUUAAAUUGCGAGCUUUUGAUAGUGCAAAUCAUCGGACUUAUGUGGAUUUAAAGGAUAAAUGGAAGACAUUAGUGCACACAGCAAGAAUCUCCCCUCAGCAGAGGAGGGGAGAGCCUGUUCCACAAGAACUUUUAGACAGGGUGCUAGCUACCCAUGCCUACUGGUCACAGCAUCAGACUAGGCAAGGCAACAGCUCAAAACAGCUUUCUGAGGGCUUGGCUUCUUGAGAAAUACAAAGGAGCGUGUAGAUCAGAAGAAAGGGUAUGAGUUCAGAUCUGUUGUAAUGUAAAAAAAAAGAUCAAUUAUAUCUCCUUCUCCAUGCGAAGUGAUUGGUCCUCUCUGUACAUGAUUUGUUGAAGAAGUGCCAACAUGCCUAAGAGAAAUGACAAAGUAGAUCAGUGUUAAUCUCUGGGAUGUAAAAAGUUGAUGAUGUCUUGCUGCAAGCAAUUGUGUUGUAGAUUCUCAAGUGUUGUCGUUCUCUAUUGUAUAUUAUACUAUUUUAAGUCCAUGUCCAUGUCUAUGUCAAAGGAGCUGUAUUUUUACUGACCC